This is a messenger RNA of Rhinichthys klamathensis goyatoka, 2965 nucleotides long. RefSeq names its product FAM20C golgi associated secretory pathway kinase a (gene fam20ca). Gene Ontology annotation, biological process: protein phosphorylation. The coding region runs from base 494 to 2212 and encodes 572 amino acids. Gene Ontology annotation, molecular function: protein serine/threonine kinase activity. Gene Ontology annotation, cellular component: Golgi apparatus. The record is from RefSeq and is a predicted model, not a curated record. The transcript has 10 exons. Lineage: Eukaryota; Metazoa; Chordata; Actinopteri; Cypriniformes; Leuciscidae.
GUCUCAUGGACUCAGCCAAUCUGAAUGCCGUGACGAGGAGAGGCAGGAUCCCAAUAUUUAACACACAGGGCACUGAUACAUCUACACCUGUCACUGACUGCUCUCCAUGAAGAACUAAUGCACUUUAUCUCCCUCUUCACAUACUGGAGAAAUCCACACAUGGGACUGCCGAUCCGACGUCUGUGCGGUUCUUGAGAAGUCAAACGGCGGUUUCCUCGUGUUUUGCCAUUAUUUACCGGGACAUUUUUACAGAUGCGCUUUAUCAUGAUGAACUGAAGGUGCAAGGAUGCGACUUCACCAAAAAUCAACUAUGCCGAAAAUAAAUAUUUCUUGAUAGGCUACACCUGGAAACAGCAGGAUGCAGAAGAAGAUUUUUGCACCUAUUUGAACAUGGAUCUCAUAUAAGGAGGAUUACAGAAGGACACCACACACUAUCCUUUAUUAUAGCCUGGCUGUAUCAUAUAGUGGCAAGUGCUUUAGGUAGCCUAUAAAGAUGAUCCUUUUCCGUAAAUUUCGCGUGUUGAUUUUAAUGGUGUUUCUGGUCGCCUGCACCAUGCACAUCAUGAUAGACCUGUUACCCAAGCUGGAGAAGCGCGCGGCGGGCUCGAGCUCCAGCGCCGGAGGAGGAGGCGGCUGCUCCUGCGCUCACACACCGGGCGAGGAUCCUCGAUCCUGGGCUAAGCAGCGCGCCAGAGCCGCCGCCGCCGAACCGGGCUGGCCUAAUAAACACUCUUUGAGAUUACUGCAGGAUUUCAGCAAUGAACCCAACUCCAAUCUCACUUCGCACUCACGGGAGAAGGUGACCGAGAGAGGCGAGUCUGAAAAGAGAGUGAGACAGCUGCAGUUGGGCUCAGAGAAGAGGGGUUUGAUGAGAGACACAGCGAGCGGACAGAAGCAGAGAGCUGUCCAGGGUUCCUCCAGACUGAAGGCGCUCUAUGAGAAUCCGCUGUAUGGGACUGACCUGCCUCAUCUCACUGAAGAUGACACCUUAUUCAACCUCAACGCUGAUAUCAGAUUCUACCCCAAAGCUGCCGGACAACAAGAAUGGCAUAACGAGGGAAACGUGGAGGAGGAGUACAGUCCGGCAGGGGAGGCCUCUGCUGAGUCAUAUCCCAACUGGCUCCGCUUCCACAUCGGGAUCAACCGAUACGAGCUGUAUUCCAGACACACCCCUGUCAUAGGGGCCCUGCUGAAGGACCUGGUCUCCCAGAGGAUCACCAGUGUAGCUAUGAAGUCAGGCGGCACUCAGCUGAAGCUCAUCAUGUCAUUCCAGAACUACGGGCAAGCCCUGUUCAAACCUAUGAAACAAACCAGAGUACAGGAAACACCCCCAGACUUCUUCUACUUCUCUGACUUUGAGCGACACAACGCAGAGAUCGCUGCAUUUCAUCUGGACAGAAUCCUGGAUUUCCGGAGAGUUCCCCCGGUGGCCGGCAGGUUGGUGAACAUGACACGGGAGAUCCGAGACGUGACCCGUGACAAAAAGCUCUGGCGGACAUUCUUCGUUUCCCCAGCCAACAACAUCUGCUUCUACGGCGAGUGCUCGUACUACUGCUCUACAGAACAUGCCCUGUGUGGGAAGCCCGACCAGAUCGAGGGCUCCCUGGCCGCAUUUCUUCCUGACUUGGCACUGGCUAAGCGCAAGACCUGGAGGAACCCCUGGCGCCGUUCCUACCACAAACGCAAGAAAGCUGAGUGGGAAGUGGAUCCGGAUUAUUGUGAUGAAGUCAAACAGACUCCUCCGUAUGACCAAGGCACGCGACUUCUGGACAUCAUGGACAUGACUAUCUUUGACUUUCUAAUGGGCAACAUGGAUCGUCACCAUUACGAGACUUUUGAGAAGUUUGGAAAUGAGACUUUCAUUAUUCAUUUGGACAACGGCAGAGGAUUUGGAAAGCAUUCACAUGAUGAAAUGUCCAUCCUGGUCCCGUUGACUCAGUGCUGCAGAGUGAAGAGGUCGACGUACCUGCGGCUACAGCUGUUGGCUAAAGAGGAGUUCCAGCUGAGUUCACUAAUGGAGGAAUCGCUACUGCAGGACCAGCUGGCGCCCAUUCUCAUCCAGCCCCACCUGGAGGCCAUGGACCGUCGCUUGCGCCUGGUGCUCAAGGUGCUGGCCGACUGCGUGGAGAAAGAAGGCUUCUCAUCAGUGGUGGAGAACGACCUGAACGGACAGCCCUCUUCGCACCACCACCAGGCGCACGGAGGGAGGUAGUGAGGCCUGAACCUCGAUCCCUGUCAGUCAGUUCCCCACCAUGAGCCCCACCGAGGCUUGUGCUCGAGUCACACCCUGAAUUCAGUGAAUUCCACGACUAGCCACCAAUGCCUCUGAGGAGCCAAACUAUCCUGUGUGUAGAUGCGUGACGCGGAUGUACAGAGACACAGCUAUCAGAGGAACGCCGGGAUGAAAAAGAUAUUUGGUUUCUGGAUGGCCAAGGCUGUUGCUCGGAGCUGAAGUGCAUACUUUUCUGCUGCAUCCUGAUUUGUUUGACGAGUCUGCUUCUAUAAUUUAAUACGUUUUGAGUUGCAGAGUGUACGGAAGACUUUACAGAAGGGACCAAAGCUGGAACAGAGAUUUAUAUAUUCAAGUACACAACUGUUAUUUACUUUGCUCAUUUAGGUCUUUGACAUAAGGGCACGUAAACGAGCUUUAAUGACGGUGCUGCAGUGCAGUACUACUGUGCAAGGACACUUAGACACAUCCUCCUCUGUGCGUUCACAAUUACACAUCAUUUCCUGCCAUCUGAUCUAAGCCAUCGUUUAAAUCUCACACCGUGCCAUCAAGCCUUCAGUCAUUCGGCGCAUUAUUUAGGGGAAUUCAGAGGUGAAGUGCACGCUUCAUUUAAGGUUAUUCAGCGGUGAAGCACGUGUUUAAACAUCUCCAUGGAGAAAGAGAGAAUGCCGCUGAUUGGUUGUUCAGGUGCCCUAUUCCCGCAGUCAGUGUUUCCCAUCUCAGGCCCCAUGCUCU